Molecule: messenger RNA, 2268 nt
Organism: Oryzias melastigma (Indian medaka)
Lineage: Eukaryota; Metazoa; Chordata; Actinopteri; Beloniformes; Adrianichthyidae
Exons: 4
Coding region: 693-1154 (153 amino acids)
Source: RefSeq, a predicted model, not a curated record
AUUCCGCAAUAUUUACAUUGAUUUCUCAUAGAUUUGUGUUCAUUUUAAAAUGUAUUAUAAUAUAUAUAGAUAUUUGUUUGUUUUUUGUCAUUACCGUCUUCUUUAGAGCUUAUCCUGCUUUUUAAAUUGCUAUAGCACAAGUUUUUGAGAAUUUCCUGGUGCCUUUUCCCACUACAAACAAUGUUAUUUUAUUCCUGGUGAACUUAUUGUGUUUUAACACUCUUGGGUGUGUUUUGCCUCUGAUGUUUGUGCAGCAGGCGAUUUAAUAAGAGCAUAUAAAAGCGCGUUCAUAUUUCAUGCAGUCAAAUGUGAGGUAGUAGAAGCUGCAGAGAAACCGCUGACACAUUUCAUGCUGUCGCUGAGAAGGAAAUCUGAGGCGUCUUUCUUAGCUUAUUAACAUCUCACACCACCCACCCCUUUAUUUUAAAUGGUCAUUCAGAAAUCUAAAUCUGUGUAAAACGCCGCCACAUGUUAAAGUGUAGUGAUGUAAUCCACAAAUCCUCACACUGUCCUGAGAAACGUCCCCAAAGUCCACCGGAGCAGCAUUUUCUUUCCCCUCCCUUCCCUCUUUUUGUCCCCCCUCCCUCUCCCCUCUUCUUCUAUAAGCCGACCUCUACUGUAUCUACUCCCGGCAUCACACUGCAGAGCACUGAGGAGGACUCAAAACGCACCAGAGAAGGACACUUGGGAGGAUGCUCCAUUUUACGAUAGUAUUACUUUUUGGGUUUGCAUCAGCUCAGAAAGUGGUUCAGUUGAUGUAUUGCUCCAUCGGGGAGAACCACCUGAGAAUGGAUUGCAAAUAUGCGCUCCCCCAGGAGUCACCGGAACCCUUCUGCAAGUACACGCAAGGUGAAAGGCUCCUCGACACCACCGACCCUGACGAGGAGCAGCACGCGCCCUUCAAGAACCGCGCCAAAGCCCGCCUCUUCCCGGGAAACAUCUGCCGCCUGCUGUUCAAAAACCUUCCCAACGGCAAGUCCAACUUCACCUGCAACAUCAAACAAGCUGAGUCAGGCACAGCCACCAAAACUUCAGUGGUGGAAAAAAUGCUCCUCCUCCCCUGCUCAGCAUGGAGUGUCCUAUUCCAAAGCUGCAGUGGCCUGCUGCUGACCUUGAUGACACUACCUGUGCUGCUGGAAACCCACUGGCUGUGAGGCAGGAGCAACCGCAUAUGUUCACACUGCAUCCUCUGGUGACGAAUGCUGGACUCUCCCUCAAGUUGUGUGUAUGCACAAGGUGCAAUAAUCGAAACUGAAUGUAUUUAUUACUAUAUAUUUGGUAUGUCAUAGGGCUGAAUUAUCUACAAUAUGCAUUCAAUUAUGAGCACAGAUAUGGCUGCGUACUCUUUGUACUCACAAAUACAAGCAGCUGUUUAAGCGGUAGUAAUAAUCUCCCGGGAUUAAAUCAAAUUCCGGACAGAUUUGCUUACAACUUUAAAAGCAUGAAUGUGACUCAGCUCUAAAUCUGAGAGUCUGUAUGCUGUUCACUAUAUACACCCAGUUUUAGCAAUUGUAGUCUAAACUAUUAUGAAUAUUACGUAUUCACGACAGAUCGUAUCUGUUUCUGCAAGGUGAUCAGCAAACUUCUAAUAAUGAUGCAACAUUGCUCCCCACAGCGUGAGUUAUUACUGAGUUCCAGCACUAUUUAAGACAAGCAAUCUAUUUUGCUGGACGGAAAUCUGUCCCUUGUGUCUUUUCCUGGCUGCUCAUCAAGUCAUGAGGAGAGGAGCGCUGUGACACAGGGCACACAAGUCCACUCAAAGACCGGCUGUGUUUUUUUUUCUUAAUAAGAUUUGGAAUAGUUACAAAGAAUGCAAUUGAGUGUAACUUUCAGAAACAAUCCUUAGAGAGCACAAACCCACAUGCAUGAGCUGCAAAGUCUUACUGCAAUAUUACAUACGGAUGAUAUACAGGAAACCAAAACACCUUGUGAUCUGAUUUUGCCUUUCACUUGUGCCUGACGCCGUCAUGUUCAGGCUUGCUCCUUCAAAGCUAUGAAUAAAAUCCAGGGUGUGACAGUUCUACUUAGAAAUGUACUCGGAAUAUGAUUUUAAAAUUGCAGGGUUUUCUCUGAUUAUAAAGAGGAUUUUCUUAAGAAAAAUGUAUAGUUCUAUAGGUGAUUAUGUAGCACAAGCACAAUCACAUAGACUGAAAGCACUGCUGUGUUAUGUACUGUAUCAUGACAAUAAACUGAACUGACUCAAUGUAACAAAGAGGCAUUUUGUUCCAUGAAUUCCUCUCUAAUUAACCAAUUAAACAGUGGAGAGUA